AUGGAUGGACUUUCCUCGGCUGCGAGCGUUAUCGCGGUCAUUCAACUGACAGGAAGCCUCGUGAAGAUUUGCGGAGGCUACAUUCAGGAGGUGAAAGAUGCACGGGACGAGAUUAUCACUUUACAACGGGCGAUUACAGGUCUAGAAGGGAUUCUUCAAGACUUGCAGUUAUUUCUUCAAAGUAAUGACGACAACACCCUACCUACGUCCUCGCGGUUAGCCAGCAAUAUGACCGAUUGCCUCUCCGACCUUCAAACCUUGGAGGCGAAAAUCGAUCCAGGAACAGGAAAGAAACUGAUGAGGAAAGUGGGUUUCCGCGCAUUGAAGUGGCCCCUGAAACGAACAGAAUUGGAGGCCGCUGUUCAAAAUCUUGAGAGACACAAAUCCUCCUUCAUCUUAUCACUGCAAGUAGAUCAGACAAGGCUGAUCAGAGGAAUUACCCAACACGUUGAGCAUUUUAAUAAAAUGAAAGUUCUUGACGAGCUUCCCUUUGUGCGUGGAGCCGAGUAUAACUCAUACCUAGAUCAACAUGAAGAUAGGUGUCUUCCAGGGACGAGAACCGAGCUCCUUCAACAGAUAAAAGAAUGGGCUCUGUCCCCUCGGGGAAAGUGCCUCUUCUGGUUAAGUGGAAUGGCCGGGGUGGGGAAAUCCACAAUAUGUAGGACUGUGGCGCACUCGUUCAAGGAGACGAAGCACCUAGGAGCAAGCUUUUUCUUCAAGCGCCGUGAGGGUGAUCGAGGGAAUGCCUCAAAGCUCCUCUCAACACUUACAAGGCAGCUAGCGCUUAUGUUUCCUGAGCUGAUUGUUGGUGUGCGGAAGGCUCUCCAUGAUGACCCUGACAUUGCAUCAAGAUCACUGACAGAUCAGUUCGACAAGUUGCUCCUUCAACCGCUGCAACAGCUUAGGUUGUUUGAUCAGAAACCUCCUACCGCAAUUAUAGUGAUUGACGCUUUAGACGAAUGCGAAAAUGAUAAUGAUAUACGAGUCAUAACCCAAUUACUGCCUUAUUUCCAGAAGGCAAGCACUGUUCGUCUACGAAUAUUCUUGACGAGCAGGCCUGAAUUGCCAAUCCGCAUCGAGUUUUCAAGGAUGUCUCAUCUUGAUUACCAGGAUGUGGUUCUUCACGAAAUCCCUAAGGAGUUGAUAAAGCGUGAUAUAACUCAGUUCUUGAAACACCGGCUUUCAGUGAUUCGAAUAGAUCGAUCUUUACCCUUGAGUUGGCCCAAUGACACCGAUCUCCAUGCUCUUGUGUCACUAUCCGUUCCUCUGUUUAUUUUCGCCUCUACAGUGUGUCGUAUCCUUGAAGAUCCUCAGUGGGAUCCUGUGGAGCGUCUUACUGACAUCCUCACUCACCGAAAUGACGGAUCUCAGCUGGACAGAACAUAUCUUCCGGUGCUUGAUCGACUUCUGAAAGACCAAAACCAAUAUCGGGGAAAGCAAUUGCUCAAAGAAUUCCGAGAAGUAGUCGGUACUCUCGUGAUGCUUGAGAGUCCGCUGUCUGUUCGUUCGCUUUCAAUACUCACUGGUCUCUCUGAAAAGUUAAUAAAUACGAGACUAAACUCUCUUCACUCGGUGAUUCAUAUACCCAAAGAUGAGUCUAUGCCUGUGCGGCUUUUCCAUCUAUCAUUUCGAGAAUUCCUCCUCGAUCCGGAAACACGUGACAAAACUCCACUAUGGUUGGAUGAGAAAGAGAUCCAUCAAAAAUUGACUUCACAAUGCCUCUCUGUUUGUGAUAAUCUAAAACGAAAUAUAUGUGGACUACCUAGUGAUGGCACCAAACGCAUGAAGAUUAAUCGCAAGACGGUUUCCCACUGUCUUCCAUCAGAGUUACAGUACUCCUGUCGCUUUUGGGUGCAGCAUCUCGUGCAAAGCAAAGAGCAAGAGUUAAUGAUGCAUGAUGCCUUCCUAUUUCUAAAAAAGCACUUCUUGCACUGGAUGGAAGUAAUGAGUGUCCUAGGUCUUGCGUCGGAGGUUGUGGGAAUAAUAGAUGUGUUGCAGGCACUAAUAGUUAAACAAGCGCAUUGUGGAGUAACCGAGUUCUUACUUGAUGCAAAGCGGUUUGUCCUCAAAAACAAACAGAUCGUUGAUAUUGCGCCCCUCCAAAUUUACAACUCAGGGCUUGUAUUUGCACCCACACAGGCAAUGAUCCGGAGGCAAUUCGAAGGCGAACUCCCCAAUUGGAUAGUGAGGUUGCCAAAUGUUGAAGAAACCUGGAGUACAGAAUUACAGACACUCGAGGGACAUACAGGUCUAGUUAAGUCUGUGGUAUUCUCUCCUGAUGGCCGAUAUUUAGCAUCUGGCUCAUAUGAUAUGACGACCAGGCUUUGGAAUACCUCCACAGGUGCUUUGGAGCAACUUUUAGAAGGCCAUUCAGGCGGUAUUGAGUCGGUGGCCAUCUCACCGAAUGGCCAACUGCUAGCGUCUGGCUCAAGAGACAAGACUAUCCGGCUCUGGAAUAUAGCCACAGGUGUACUACUCCAGACUCUGGAGAAUAUUUCAGGGUCUGUUUUAUCGGUGGCAUUUUCUCCUGAUAGCCGCCUUCUGGCGUCUGGCUCAGGAGAUAAGAUAGUCUAUCUCUGGGAUCUUGAUCCUCAUACAUGUGUUCUACAACGGACUCUCGAAGGUCACUCAGGCGGGAUUGAAUCAGUGGAAUUCUCUCCUGAUAGCCAACUCCUAGCAUCUGGCUCAAGAGAUAAGACAGUCCGUCUAUGGGAUCUCAAUCUUGAUACAGAUGUUCCUCAACAGACUCUCGAGGGUCAUUCAGAUUUUGUUUGGUCAGUGUCUUUCUCACCAGACGGCCGAUUCUUAGCGUCUGGCUCAAGGGACAAGACAGUCCGACUCUGGAAUCGUGACACAGGCGCUCUACAACAGACUUUCGAGGGUCACUCAGAUUUUGUCUGGUCAGUGGCAUUCUCACCAGAUGGCCAAAUUAUAGCGUCUGGUUCGGUGGAUAAGACCAUCAAGCUCUGGAAUAUAGCCACAGGCGCGCUACUCCAAACCAUAGAGGGCCAUUCUAACGGUGUUUACUCGGUGGCAUUCUCCCCCGACGGUCAAGUAUUGGCAUCAGGAUCGUAUGAUAUGACAGCUAGACUUUGGAAUCCUACCGGGGACGCUCUGCAACAGAAUCUUGAAGGCCACUCAGACGGGGUUGAGGCGCUAGCAGUCUCCCCUGAUAACCGACUUGUGGCGUCCGGCUCGAGAGAUAAGACAGUCCGGCUCUGGGAUUUCUCUACAGGAGCUCUGCAGCAGACUCUCGAUGGCCAUCUCGAUUUAGUGAGAUCUGUAGCAUUCUCGCCUAAUGGACGACUUCUAGCAUCUGGCUCUCAUGAUACGACAAUACGGCUUUGGAAUACUGCUACUGGUACACUAGAGCGUAUUCUUACAGGCCAUUUAGACCACGUUAGGUCUGUGGCGUUCUCCCAUGAUAAUCAGCUCCUAGCUUCCGGUUCUGUGGAUAAAACUAUCAAGCUCUGGAGUAUACCCACAGGCGAGCUACUCCAAAUCCUCAACGGGCAUGUAAAUGGGAUUGACUCGGUAUCAUUUUCCCCCGAUAGCCGACUCCUUGCGUCCGGCUCGAGAGAUACCACGGUCCGGCUCUGGGACCUCUCAAAAGGAGCCCUACAGCAGACUCUCGACAUCUUCUCAAGUUGGGUUAGUGCUGUAGCGUUCUCCCCUGACGGACAUUUCCUAGCGAUUGGGUCGAGAGACAAGUCUGUGCGACUCUGGAAUUGUGAUACAGGGAUUCUGCAACAAGAGUUCAAGGUCGGAGGAGCGGUCACCAACUUAGAAUUUUCCGAAGACGGCUUGUUUUUGAACACCAAUCUAGGAUCCCUCAAUCUGCAGCUCUGGCGCGAAAAUCACGUCUCCAAUUCACUUUCCGGAAUUGGAGGGGCAUUGAUAUCGGAUGAUCGGUGGGUGAUUCUUGGUGAUAAAGAGAUCUUGUGGCUUCCUCCUGAAUAUCGGCCCAUUUGCUCAGCUACGAAGCAUAGCAACUUCAUUAUGGGACACGCGUCAGGACGAAUUUCGUUCAUAGGUUUUAAUAUUUAA
Molecule: messenger RNA, 4047 nt
Organism: Penicillium odoratum
Lineage: Eukaryota; Fungi; Ascomycota; Eurotiomycetes; Eurotiales; Aspergillaceae
Product: WD40 repeat domain-containing protein
Exons: 3
Coding region: 1-4047 (1348 amino acids)
Molecular function (GO): protein binding
Source: RefSeq, a predicted model, not a curated record